UAGAAUGCGCGCCUCAGUCGAAGCGCGGACGUUGUUCCGUGCUCUUCCUUUUUCGUUUGUUUUCAUUCGAAUUUAUUUCCAUUUUUACAGGAAAUCGGUUCAUAUUGAAUCCCAGUGAAUCCUUUUUCUUCGAACGCUCAAUUUAACGAGUCCACGAUUGUCCGAGGUAACACCGUUCUAAAAAUGAAUAACGAAGUGGCCAAAACACGACCAAGCAUCAUUAUGCUGGCAUUCUCAACUCUUACACACAUCCUCUUAUUAGCACCAGUAAUAUAUAUAGUGGUUCUGUCCCUUCAACCUUUCAUCUUUUUAUCCUGGCAUGUUAUUUGUUCAACCUUGGGAGUCGGACUUUUGACAAUGGAGGGAGUGUUCUGCGUUUCUGGCGACGCUUAUAUGAAUUGGAAGGUAUCCAGGAUGAGCAGAGGAUUGAUUCAUUUGAUCCUUCAUCUAAUAGGAUUGCUGUUGGUGUUGAUCGGUAUGAUCAUGAUAAUAAUCGGCAAGAUAGAAUACAAGAAAUCUCACUUCGUCACAGUUCACGGGAUUAUCAGCUUGAUCAGCAUCAUUUUUGCGGUUCUGAUAGCCGCGUCCGGCUUCGUCGUUAUCUUUGACAAAUGUCUGUAUCAUGGUUGCAUCAGACCAAUAAUUCUGAAAAUUAUGCACUCGUUCGGUGGUAUUUUUGCCACGAUACUCUUGUUAGCCGGACUGAUCACAGGGAUUUACACAGGAUGGUGGCCUGGCACUUGCCUUGGAAGAACCCUGUCGGUCGCCUCAUUCGUCGUUGCCGCUUGCUAUAUCUUUUUGAAACCGAUUUUGGGUAUCAUUUCUAGGUGCAAAGUGCUUUUCGAAGGUGUACCUAAUGACAAUGAAGGAGAAUUGAACAAUGAGUAUUGAUUGUGAUUUUGGAAAUGAUUGUUUUAUUGUUUGAUGUUAUUGAUGGAUUAUAGAUUGGAUAUUGAAAUUUUAUAUUGUAGCUAAUUUUAUAUUGUAUUGUUGAUAUAAGGGACUGUCUUAUUUAAAAUAAGAUAUUUAAUUCUAUCCUUUUGUUGUGAUAGUUCUGAAAGAUAUAGUAUAUAUAUAUCUUUUUUUUUUUGUUUGUUUUUCAUGCAAUUUGAAUUGUAUGAAAUGAUGAAUACAUUGUAAAAAAUAUUUUUA
Apis mellifera (honey bee) is the source of this 1152-nucleotide messenger RNA. RefSeq lists its product as uncharacterized. The record is from RefSeq and is a predicted model, not a curated record. Gene Ontology annotation, molecular function: transmembrane monodehydroascorbate reductase activity. The transcript has 3 exons. NCBI's taxonomy places the organism in Eukaryota, Metazoa, Arthropoda, Insecta, Hymenoptera, Apidae. Bases 184 to 891 code for a protein of 235 amino acids.